GAGGCUCUCUACUGGUAGUCUUCAUGAUGAUGAGAAUGAAUUUGAUUCUUCAAGAUCUGAAAACUAUACCUGUGCUCUACGAACCCUCAGACUUCUAAAGCAUCCAACAACCUAACUUUCCUUCUCCACGUCCAAGCCUUUGUUCAACCAGGAAACACCUCUUCAACAUGCCCACAAAAGUCGCCCUAAUCACCGGGGGAGCAUCAGGCAUGGGACUGGCUGUCGCAACCGCCCUCUCAAAGCGCACUCACGAAGACUGGACCAUCCAUCUCGUCGACCUCAAUGCCUCAGCCGGCAAAACCGCCACCACGACGCUGAAAAACACACACUUCCAUCAAACAAACGUAACAGAUUACACGUCCCUCGUCUCCGCCUUCGAAGCAACCUACAACACAUCCCAGCGUAUAGACUUUGUCUACGCAAACGCCGGCAUCGUCGAACGCGACAACUUCUACCAGCAACACAAUCUAGAUGUUCCACCACCACCUCCGCCAAACCAACUAAGUGUAGAUAUCAAUUUGAAAGCUGUAAUAAACACUUCAUACCUCGCUCUCCACUACUUCCGCAAGACGAUAGCAAAGCACGGAAGGCAGAAUGUAGAUCCCGUGCUGGUAAUGACAGCAUCGUGCGGCGGUCUGUACCCCUCAGAGUUUUGUCCAAUGUACAGUGCGAGUAAAGCCGGCGUGGUCCAAUUCAACCGCGCGAUCACGGUUGCAUAUCACCACGAGGGGGUGCGUACGUUUGCUACAUGUCCCGGGACGAUCAACACGGGGUUGUUGAGUCAGGAGGAGUGGAAGAGUUUCCCGGUGGAGUACUUUACGCCUAUGGAGACUUUGGUGGAUGGCGUAGUGAGACUGGUAGAUGGAGGCGAAAUAGUAGAUGCAAAAGGUGUGAAGAAGAGCAAGGAGGACAACUGGGGUUUGACGGUCGAGGUAAACGGCAACAACUUGUAUUUCAGCAACGGACCGGAGUUUUGCGAUGAGAAUAUGAAGGAGAUGAUGAAGAAUACCAGCAUGGCGAAGCAGUUGGCUAGAAUUGAAGGAGGCAAGCAGAAUGGGGCGAACGGCGCUUGAGUUGUACGUAGAUUUGUAUUACGCGUCGAACGAGAUUCAUGUAUUCUUAGAGCUUGGAAUGGCGUCCUGAUGCGAGCCUCAUACCCCCAUCCACAGCUAUAUCCUCGCCAUUGAUGUACGCUCCAGCCGGACUACACAGAAACACCAUGACGCCAGCAAUAUCU
Messenger RNA from Alternaria alternata, 1237 nucleotides. Its product is annotated as NAD(P)-binding protein. Lineage: Eukaryota; Fungi; Ascomycota; Dothideomycetes; Pleosporales; Pleosporaceae. The coding region runs from base 168 to 1073 and encodes 301 amino acids. Gene Ontology annotation, molecular function: oxidoreductase activity, acting on the CH-OH group of donors, NAD or NADP as acceptor. The transcript has a single exon. Gene Ontology annotation, cellular component: cytoplasm. The record is from RefSeq and is a predicted model, not a curated record.